Messenger RNA from Sitodiplosis mosellana (orange wheat blossom midge), 450 nucleotides. RefSeq lists its product as uncharacterized. Lineage: Eukaryota; Metazoa; Arthropoda; Insecta; Diptera; Cecidomyiidae. The record is from RefSeq and is a predicted model, not a curated record. The transcript is spliced from 3 exons. Bases 86 to 403 code for a protein of 105 amino acids.
AUAAAAGCCGUUAACAAGCCGGUAUAUUUCAGUGUCUUGAACUGAGACGAGCGAAGAAAGAAAAGAGUGAAAAGCAAAUCAAAAUAUGAAGUCAUUAAUCUUAUUAGCACUUGGCGUGUUCAUUAUUUGUGGAAUUGAGGCAUCACCGUUCAACAUCAAAAACAGAGGUUCACCUCUUACUGACGCGAAGGAAUGUCAAGCCUGCAAGGACAUUGCAGCAUAUCUUAAGGAGGAGGUUGAUGAAGGCGAUAAGGAUGAUAUAAUAAAGGCCAUAAUGGAUGAGUGCUCUCGUGUAGAAGAUAAGACUGUUUGUGACAAGAUUGCCGAAGCAGAUGACGAAAUAGUUGAAUUCUUCAUCAAAAAUUCACCCGAAGCAAUUUGCAAGCAACUUAAAUGCUGUUAAAGAAUCAGUAUAAAAUAACAGAUUCUAUACUGAAUCAAAGGCAAACU